This is a messenger RNA of Capra hircus (goat), 6240 nucleotides long. RefSeq names its product suppression of tumorigenicity 7 like (gene ST7L). The transcript is spliced from 15 exons. Bases 474 to 2177 code for a protein of 567 amino acids. The record is from RefSeq and is a predicted model, not a curated record. Lineage: Eukaryota; Metazoa; Chordata; Mammalia; Artiodactyla; Bovidae.
CAUCUAUGGGACGUUGGGAGAGUGUUUUGACUGGUAUUGGCGCCCGAGCUCCAGCCGACCAAAUUGCUGUCGCUACUCCUGUAGAUUUUCCCAGUAUCAGUGCUCUCCAUGAUAGCCGAUCCCAAAGGGCUUAGUGCUGCUCGGACUCUGGAACGGUUGGUGGGUUUUUCAACCCUAGGAAUGGGGUGGAAGGCGACCCUCAUUCGUCUGGAGGCUAAAACACUUCACUCCGAGGGUCACAGUUCAGUUCCUCCAGAAUAGGUGCCGCCAUCCGCCCUUUCCCUCCCUCGGAAGGAAUAGGUAGCUCAGUCCUGGGGCGUUCUUCCACUUUCCAGGUCUUCGUCCCCGUUCCCUGGGACUACUAUCAGUUUUCACGGAGACCAACUUUAGGUCCGCCACUAUCCCAGGAUUCCCGACUCCCGCUUUCCUGCCCUUCUCCCCUCCCAACUCCCGGCGCUAGCGGGAGCGGCAAGAUGGCGGACAGUGACGGCUUAGGUGAAGCAGCGAUUGCUGCAGCGUCUCCUUCUGCCCCUGUCCCCGGCUUAAGCCCGCCGCUGGGCUGGAGGGAGCGGCUGCGGGCUGGUCUGGCGGGCAUUGGGGCCUCACUGUGGUUCGUGGCGGGGCUGGGGCUGCUUUACGCUCUGAGGGUCCCGCUGAGGCUGUGUGAGAAUUUGGCAGCGGUGACAGUAUUUUUAAAUUCAUUGACACCCAGAUUCUAUGUGGCACUUACAGGGACAUCUUCUCUAAUAUCAGGACUAAUAUUUAUAUUUGAAUGGUGGUACUUUCAUAAGCAUGGCACAUCUUUUAUUGAGCAAGUUUCUGUAAGCCAUUUGCGACCAUUGAUGGGAGGAACAGAAAGCAGCAUUUCAGAGCCAGGUUCUCCUUCCAACAACAGACAGAGCGAAACCAGCAGGCAGAAUUUGUCAGAAUGUAAAGUAUGGAGAAAUCCUCUAAAUCUUUUCAGAGGAGCAGAAUAUAGGAGAUACACUUGGGUGACUGGUAAAGAGCCACUUACUUACUAUGACAUGAAUUUGUCAGCUCAGGACCAUCAGACCUUUUUCACCUGUGACACAGACUUUUUACGUCCUUCAGAUACAGUUAUGCAGAAGGCAUGGAGAGAAAGGAAUCCUCCAGCUCGAAUCAAAGCAGCCUAUCAAGCUUUAGAAUUAAACAAUGACUGUGCCACUGCAUAUGUUCUACUGGCUGAGGAAGAAGCAACAACUAUUGUAGAUGCUGAAAGGUUAUUUAAACAGGCGCUCAAGGCAGGAGAAAUAAUUUAUAAGCGGUCACAACAGUGCCAGCACCAAAGUCCUCAGCAUGAAGCUCAACUGAGGAGAGAUACCAAUGUACUGGUGUAUAUUAAAAGAAGACUGGCAAUGUGUGCAAGAAAAUUGGGAAGAAUAAGAGAGGCAGUAAAGAUAAUGAGAGAUUUAAUGAAAGAAUGUCCUCCUCUUACCAUGUUGAACAUCCAUGAAAAUCUCCUAGAAUCACUUUUAGAAUUACAGGCCUAUGCAGAUGUCCAAGCAGUUCUAGCAAAAUAUGAUGAUAUAAGCCUUCCAAAGUCAGCAGCCAUCUGUUAUACAGCAGCACUAUUGAAGACAAGGACUGUUUCAGAUAAAUUCUCUCCAGAAACAGCCUCCAGAAGAGGGUUAAGCACAGCAGAAAUUAAUGCUGUGGAAGCAAUUCAUAGAGCUGUGGAAUUUAAUCCUCAUGUUCCAAAAUAUUUACUAGAGAUGAAAAGUCUCAUUUUACCUCCAGAACACAUUCUGAAACGGGGUGAUAGUGAAGCAAUUGCCUAUGCUUUCUUUCAUCUUCAGCACUGGAAGAGAAUAGAAGGUGCUCUUAAUCUGUUACAGUGCACGUGGGAAGGCACUUUUAGAAUGAUUCCAUAUCCAUUAGAGAAAGGCCAUCUAUUUUAUCCUUAUCCCAGCUGCACAGAGACUGCUGAUAGAGAGCUCUUACCUCCGUUUCAUCAUGUUUCUGUUUACCCAAAGAAGGAGAUUCCUUUUUUCAUCCAUUUCACAGCAGGACUAUGUUCUUCUACAGCAAUGAUAGCUUUUCUUACACACCAGUUUCCUGAAAUCAUGGGUGUUUUUGCUAAAGCUAGGAAUUUAGAAUUCCUGGAUGGUGCCACCUUAUCAAAGUGGAGAAGGGACAAGAUUGUAGAGUCGUUAUGAGCAGAGGCUCUGGAGCCAGACUGUUUUGCUUUGGAUUUCAGCUGUGAUACUUAUUGGCUGUGCAACCUUGGGUAAGUUGCUUAACCUUCCCCACCCCCCAGUUGUAAAAUGAGAAUAGUACUACCUCUUGGAUUUUUGUGAGGGCUAAAUGAGUUUAAAGUUUAUCAAGAAUUUAGAACUGUGUCUGCCCACAGUAAAAUGUAGGUGUUAGCUGUUGCUGUCAUCGUCAUUGUCAUCAUCAUCACGGAAGUGCAGCUGUAGUGAGAAACCCUACCCCCUUCAUGUUUGGAAGAGCUAUGUCCUACUAAUAAACCAAAAAUGCAUUUUUCCAUAGAAAUAGUAGUAGAAAUGGCUGUUAGGUAUCAUUUAAACAAUACUUUUAGUACUAUACUUCUGGUACAUUAUGUGCACCAGAAAGUGAAGAAAUGUUUCAAAUUCUAGGCACUAGCAAAUUGCCUUAUGGAGCAGAACCCAUUGGUAAGUUGCAAACUGCAUGUGUUAAAAAUUUUUAGUUAAGUCAGAUAUUUGAUAGCCAACUACAGUAUCAAUGAAAUAUAGAAAUCAGUGAAGAAUCUUUGAAACAUAUUUAUUCUUCUAAGGCAAAGCGGUUUAAGAAAAUUUCCUAGUUCCUUCCAUUGUUGCCAUUGUCUCUUCUUCAUCUAAUAACCUCUUGUAUUAUUUCUCAUGCUAGAGUAAAUUCAGUCUGAAUUUGUUAAAAUGCAUUUGUUACAAAAAUUGCUUUUUCAUGAAGCAAGGCACUAGGGAUUAGUAAUUUGUCGUGAUCCUCACUGAACAUCAGAUUUAGAUAAAUGGAAUGAACUAGAAUGGUUAGUGUUUUAGUACCCCUUCUUUUGCAUGAUAUAAAGAUAUGGAAAAAGAUUUCAUCUUCAGCACAUUAGGUCUCUUUCUCCUGAUUUUUCUCCUGGCUGAGAUGAAAACAGCCUGACAGUAGACAUAGAGCAAUGGAAAAAAAAAUUGCAUAAAUCCCUGGAGAUGUGGAAUGUGCUGAUAUCAGAGCUGAUAGUCUCUUAAGGCCAGAAUUCCUGAAAAAGGAAAAAUUGCUUUUAAGUGGUAGGUCAUUUUCUCACCUGCUUUGAAGCCUGCUGGGUUAAAUAUGAGAGUUCAAAGUAAGGGUAGCCAGCAAACCAAUGAACUGGAAUCUGAUUCUGCUUAUCUGAAAGGCGCUUCUUUAUUUAAGAGCAGCACUGCCCUCUCCCUAGAGAACCAAUCUUCAUCUACUCUGACUCCUUUCAUUCCUCUCUUGCAAGAAAAGCUUUCUUCUUAGUAAGCCUUGGGAGGGCGUUAUUACAACAGUGAAAAGACUGAAGAUGGUGUUUGGAAAUUUCAUUAACUUACAGAUAAAUUCAGGCUUAUGGCAUGUGCUUUUGUGUUUGAAUAUAAAAAUCCCUAGUUGGGUUUUAACUAAAUGGGGCAGCAUUUGCAGUGUUGGCAGAUAAGAUGUUAUGGGUAAAGACAGAAAUUAAAAAGAUUUCCAGACAAAUUAUUUGUUUCACUAAGGCAAAACUUGGUUAAAAUUUGUUUCACUGAACACAUAUUGUAGCUGUGCUAGGGUGGGAAUGGGCCCCGUUUCCACAUAUUUCUACUAAUCUUUAUGUGGGAAAAUGUGGUUGGACAUGCCAGUGAUGAAUUUCUGAGCAACUCAUAAUUGGCUGGCUUCACUGUAACUAGGGCCUAACAAUCUGCUUGAUUAAUUCUUUAAGGACUACAUUAGCCAAGUUGCAUGAUUUCCAAAGAUAUAGAAGGUCAGAUGUUACACUAACAAAAGACCUCUCUACAGAAUGUCUCACUGGGAUUUCUUCAGUCCCUUCCCCCAAAUAAUUAACAUUUCUGUCCCUAAAUUACAUUUUAAAAAGUAAUAAGCAGAUAUAAAUGCCAAGUGUCUUUUACUGAAUAGUGACGAGAACUUUUGAGAAGGUUUGUCGAUUAUUAUAAUUUUUUCCAGGACAAAGAUUGUCUUUGUAACUGGGAGAGUUGAUAGACAAUUAUAACCAUGUAUUGAUAUACAUCAGUUUAAAGGUUCCUAAUUUACUGUUGUCACAACCAGUGACACGAAAUCUGUCUACAGGUGAAGGGCUUUUUGUAUUCUUCAUCUGACUUUACUAAAACCCUAAGAGAGUUGCAUUCUAAAUACCUAGGACCCCAUCCAGAAAUUAAACUGAAAUUAAAAUGUUUCUUCACUUUGAAAAUGAAUUAUUUUCAAGAACUAAUACAGUUUUAAAAACAUCUUGAAUUGUAACUAAGCAUAAAUUCUGGGAAAAUACUCUUCUAUAACAUGCUGUUUCCACAGUAAUAUAUCUGAGGUAUUUCCCAGAGAAUAUCCUGAUAAUAAAAUGAAUCUAUUGUAAUAGGUCAAAAAUUUUAAAUGUUUACACUUUUGUUCCAUUGUUAGUGCCGCUAAAGUCUAUUUGGGCAGUCUGGCAUAUUCCAAUUUUGAUUUUCUCUUAAUAAACUGGGAUAUUUGUAGCAAGAGAAAAGUUGUUCUCCGCUUUUUAUAAGGGUAAUUUCUCAUACUUCAUCCUCAUUGUUCUCCUUCAAAAAGAACCAGAAUGAGAAAUUUAUGGAAUUGCUAAUGUUCUUCUUCAUCCAAAUGUUCUAAGUACUGAACUCUUCAAAGACGAAAGAGAAAGAAUAAAAGCUAGGGCAAUGUACUUUUUAACACAUGUCUGUAUCCUUUCCCCAGGAUUUAAUUCAGUUUUGAAGUUUGUGGAAAGCACCCUCUUUCCCUAAUAACACGUGCUUAACAAAUAUGAAAUUCAUAAAAGCUCUCCCUGAAUUCAUUCGGCAGAAUAUUUAAUCAUCUUCGCCCCCCUCAAAGUGAAAGCCUCAGUGCCAAAGUCUAAGUUACUCUAUCACUAACUGCUGUGAAUAUAUUUAUUAUUAUUCAUCAGCACUUGAGGCAAAUGGACUGCAUAGCACGUAGAAGAGUUGUACCCGGAUAUUGAUGUAAAUCACUCAUUCCAAAUUUGUAACACUAGUGGUAUUAGAAUUCAUAUUAGGAAACCUGCUGAUUUUUGUUUUAGAAAAGGUUUUUGCAGACCUAGCAUAGUCCUCUAAAUGGAAAGAAUAAUGGGGUACAGAGGAAAAUUAAAAUCUUGAGGAAUAGUUAUUUUAGCUUUUUUCUUGAAUGGAAUUUUGCUCCUUCCCCCACCAAUCAAAUUUUUAAUGCUCAAAAGAACUAAAUUAGUACAACUAAUUAAUUUAUUAUAAUUCUAAACAAGGAGUAAUGUGGACUUCAUUAGUUUUCUUCUUUAAAAGUUUAUACUUACACUCAUUAGUUCUUACCAGAGACAUUGGAGGACAGAUUGUGAUCUUCCAAUGUAAUAGAUGAGGAAGUUUGAGCCAGUCAAGUUAAGAGUUCCUUGAAAUCACACAACAGAUAGUCCUUUAGUCACAUAUAUAUUUGGUUUCAAAAAUAUGUCACCUCUCAACUUAUACCAGAACAAGUACAGAAGAAUAAAUUUCAAACCAAAUACAGUAAUCCUGAAGGAAUUGUAGACUGACAGAGUGAUGACAGUAAAGUGGUCUUACUGUUUCCUAUAGGAGAUGAAUUUGGAGAAGAGUUUUAAAUAAAGAGGCCAGUGUGGAUUGUCAGAAAGUAGAAAGGGCCCUUAGAUUGCAGAAGUGCUUACUGAAAAGAUCUAAGUAGACAAAUAAACUACCUGGAAAUGUUCUUCAUUGUUUAAGCCUAUUUAAUGAAGUCUGCUCUUUUAAAAUAAAGAAUGCCCAUUUGCUUUUUUGUCUUUAAACUGGUUCACUUUAAUUUCAUUCCUGUUCUGGUUAGUAAAUCACUUAAAGUACACUGAUCAUUUAUAUCACAUACUCAUACAACCGUAAAAAGAACUUCAUCCUUUCUAAUUGACUAAAAUGUGCAGUAAUACUGAAUAAACAGUAGGCACUCAUUUGUAGUGAUUCAGAGGGAAUUUAAUUAACUCUUUGAAACAGUAAACAAAAGAAAAAGAAAAGCUUCAGUUCAGUUCAGUUCAGUCGCUCAGUCAUGUCCAACUCUUUGCGACCCCAUGAACCGCAGGACACCAGGCCUCCU